UGUGAAAGUUAUGGGUUGAUGAUUUUUGGAGGGUGAAGAAUGGCGAGAGAGAAGAUCAAGAUCAAGAAGAUUGAUAACGUAACGGCCAGGCAAGUCACCUUCUCUAAGAGGAGGCGAGGUCUCUUUAAGAAAGCUGAAGAGCUUUCUGUUCUCUGUGACGCCGAGGUUGCUCUCAUCAUUUUCUCAGCUACUGGCAAGCUCUUUGAGUACUGCAGCGCCUCCAGCAUGAAGGACACAAUUUCAAGGUAUAAUCUGCAUUCUAACAACAUCGGAAAGCUUGACCAACUAUCGCUUGAACUGCAGCUGGAAAAUAGCAACAACAUCAGAUUGAGCAAGGAAGUUGCUGAUAAGAGCCAUGAACUACGGCAAAUGCGAGGAGAAGAUCUUAAAGGAUUGAAUAUAGAGGAAUUACAACAACUCGAAAAAUUGCUUGAAUCAGGACUUGGGCGUGUUCUUGAAACAAAGAGUGAACUGAUUAUGAACGAGAUCUCUUCACUUGAAACAAAGGACACAAUUUCAAGGUAUAAUCUGCAUUCUAACAACAUCGGAAAGCUUGACCAACUAUCGCUUGAACUGCAGCUGGAAAAUAGCAACAACAUCAGAUUGAGCAAGGAAGUUGCUGAUAAGAGCCAUGAACUACGGCAAAUGCGAGGAGAAGAUCUUAAAGGAUUGAAUAUAGAGGAAUUACAACAACUCGAAAAAUUGCUUGAAUCAGGACUUGGGCGUGUUCUUGAAACAAAGAGUGAACUGAUUAUGAACGAGAUCUCUUCACUUGAAACAAAGGGAGCACAACUAUUGGAGGACAAUAGACAGCUAAAACAGAAGGUGUCCAACUUGUAUAAGGGAAAAAGCCUCGUCCUAGCUGAUUCAGAAAUCGCAAUUCAGGAAGAAGGGUUGUCAUCAGAAUCUGCUACUAAUAUUUGCAGCUGCAGCAGCGGCCCGCCUAUAGAGGAUGACAGUUCUGAUACUUCUCUCAAAUUAGGGUGA
Pistacia vera is the source of this 987-nucleotide messenger RNA. Its product is annotated as MADS-box protein AGL24-like. The transcript is spliced from 11 exons. The coding region runs from base 40 to 987 and encodes 315 amino acids. Gene Ontology annotation, cellular component: nucleus. The record is from RefSeq and is a predicted model, not a curated record. NCBI's taxonomy places the organism in Eukaryota, Viridiplantae, Streptophyta, Magnoliopsida, Sapindales, Anacardiaceae. Gene Ontology annotation, biological process: positive regulation of transcription by RNA polymerase II. Gene Ontology annotation, molecular function: RNA polymerase II cis-regulatory region sequence-specific DNA binding; DNA-binding transcription factor activity, RNA polymerase II-specific; protein dimerization activity.